Molecule: messenger RNA, 1090 nt
Organism: Sceloporus undulatus (fence lizard)
Lineage: Eukaryota; Metazoa; Chordata; Lepidosauria; Squamata; Phrynosomatidae
Gene: MRPL43
Product: mitochondrial ribosomal protein L43
Exons: 3
Coding region: 185-652 (155 amino acids)
Biological process (GO): mitochondrial translation
Cellular component (GO): mitochondrial large ribosomal subunit
Molecular function (GO): structural constituent of ribosome
Source: RefSeq, a predicted model, not a curated record
UCUCCAGUGUGGAUGCAGCCUUAGAUUUGUGUUUCCGUUCUAACCAGCUGCAGGUGGUGAGGCAAAAUGGCGGCCGCCGCGGCCUCCCUCAGACGCCGCCAUCUUGUCUCCUCCCUCAGGAAGAGGAAGGAGGCGGCGGCCCUUCCUUCGCAGCGUGGCUUCGGGGGCUGCUGCUGCUGCUGCCAUGACCGGCCGGGGCACGCCGAGCCGCUUCUUGGCCAGCGUCCUGAGGAACGGCGUGGGGCGCUACCUGGUCCAGCUCCAGCGCCUGACCCUGACCCUCAGCCGCGACGCCCAGAGCUCCAGGGGCGCCAGAGAAUACAUUGAAGAAAAAGUGGUGGACUUUGCCAGGCAGAACCCUGGAAUUGUGGUUUAUGUGACUCCAAAGAAAUGCCGGGUUCCCACAGUGGUUGCUGAAUACUUGAAUGGAACUGUGAAGGAAGAGACUUUAACAAGCAAGACAGCAGAUGAGAUUGCACAGAUCAUCUACAAGCUGGCCAACCAGUCAGGCCUAGAAAUCAUCCGUAUCCGAAAGCCCUUUCAUACAGAUAACCCCAGUAUUCAAGGCCAAUGGCACCCGUUUACAAACAAGCCCAGUGUGCUCAGUGUUCAGAACGUUGGUCAGCGGUGUCUCCCUUCUGCAGAAAAUUAAAUCUACACUCACGCUUAUAGUCUAUGCAGUUAGUGGUAUGGAGAAUUGGACUCAGGGUAAGAUAUUAGGUCUGCAUUAAAAUAUCUGUUCCUCAUCUGCAGGGAUAACAUCCCCUUUCCUAAGGAUAGAACUAUCUUGUGCUGUCUGCGAGCUAGUGUUUGAUGCUGACGUGUGUGGUGUCAGCUGUGUCUUGCUGACUGAUUAUUAUACUGAACCAGUAUAAUAUAUACAGUAUAGUACAGACUAGUCUAGCCUUGAGCAAGGCCUUAAAUGGGAUGGGGCUGGUUCCUCCUCCAAAAGUGAGUAGAUACACAUUAAUUAGAACUAGAGAGGCUGUGAUCCUCUAUGCUGGUAGUUUUUUCUCAAUUAUAUAUUGUGAAUUAUCAUUAAUGUUAACCUUACUAGAUUUGAAAAUAAAGGAAGUACAACCACUACUAA